AUGGUGGUGGGCAACAGGAGCAAGGAGGUUGUGCUUGGGGAAGUCCUGGAGCUGAAUAGGUGUGCCAAGGAUGGGGCAAAGGGAAAGGGAAAGAUGGUAGAGGAGAACUCCCAGGGUGGGAGUUCUAAGGAUCACCUGCCUCAUAGGAGCAAUGAAGAUGAAGCCGACUCUGUGAGCUUGGGGUCAGUGUACUCCCAAGAUGAUCCCAAUGAGGCCUCAUCCACCACUCACAACAACACAUGUCCCAAUGACAUGGGGACCACUCUGGUGUAUCCACAUGAUCCCAGGUUCAAGCAUUUGAUGUAUUAUGACCUGUACUUGCACAUUCUGGAGGGUGGAGAUGCAGCUACUGCAAUGAUGGUGCUGGAUGUGAUAUAUGUGCAGGAUGCAAUGGUGCAUGUUUCUGUUCAUAAUAAGACAAUACUUGAGAUGUAUUGUCUUGUUGAACCCAUCCCUCCAUUUGCUCCCUCAUUAUCGCCCAUCCCUGAAGACAACAACAAGGUUGGCACAGUCAUUGCCUCCCCCCCUCUACCCCAGGCGCCAAUGGCUGAGGAGCUCAAGUCUGUGCUCCGCAAUCGCAUGCAGCACAGUGACAUAGCCUGUCAGGCCAUCAAUGAGGAGUAUCGUCAUGUGGGUCAAGCACACCCUCAAGAAUCAGCCUCAAGCUCAUCUAGCUUGGCUAGUGUGGGCUCAUCUAGCUUGGCUAGUGUGGGCUUGACUCCAUUCUCAAGGCUGCCACUGGGUCCCAAUGCCCGUGCUGGCUACAAUGGUCUUGCAGACCUCUUUGGGAGGAUUGUGCAGAUGCUGGGCACCGUCAGCACAUUCUUCAAGAAGAAUGAAGCAGUGUCAAAGUACAAGUGGUGGGCUUGGGCGGGAUACCAAGUGGCCAAGGGGAGUGGCAUGCUCUUGCUGUGGAUCCAGCUGGCCAUCAUCAGUUGCUCAACAGUUAUGAGGUACAACCUGCAUACCUUCAUCAUUCUUCUCAUCAUGUUUAUCUUCUGCAGGGCAAAAGGGAUUGCAAUCCAUGAGGUGCUGUUUGGCAUCCUGGAGGACUUGGCAAUGAAAGGGAGGAUUGUGAUGGGUUAUUGCACCUCAUGGUGA
Molecule: messenger RNA, 1101 nt
Organism: Dacryopinax primogenitus
Lineage: Eukaryota; Fungi; Basidiomycota; Dacrymycetes; Dacrymycetales; Dacrymycetaceae
Exons: 4
Coding region: 1-1101 (366 amino acids)
Source: RefSeq, a predicted model, not a curated record